AAAAUGCCGGAUAGGGGAGCAUACUAGCAUAACUAUUAACCUUGAACGCCUUUUUUCUCUUCAUGUUUUUCACUUUUAUUUUCUUUGAGCGUGAUCUGAGGGAGUUGCGCAACUUUCUCAGGCAAAAUUGCCGCUGGAAGCACGCAUCAAUUUUGCAAGUGGUAAUUUUUCACGUUGACUUUUCCUUUGCAGUGACACCCAACUUGUAUCUAUUUCUAAUUUACUAAUGGAAGAAGCGAGUGGCUUCAGCCUUUGCAAUCCAGAGGACAAAUUUGCCAUUGUUGUGCACGGAUGGAAGGAAAGCUGCGAUACGGAGUGGGUGCCUCAAAUGGUAUCAAAUCUCACUGUCUUCCGAGGCGGCUGCAUCAUCUGCAUGGACUACGGCGUCUACGCCAGCGCUGAACGCUACCUUCGGCUCUUUCGUCAAUUUGACCCCAUAACGGAGGUCUUAGCUGGAAAGUUACGGCUCAUGGAGUCCAUGGGUUUUGACCUUGGUCAGGGUUUCAUUUUUGGUUUCAGCUAUGGAGGCCACGUGGCUGUGGAGGCGUCGAAGAGGGUGGGGGUCCGACGUCUGGAGGCCAUAGACAUUUGUGACAUUGCUGGCCCUGCCUUUGACUUUCGAAGGGCUCACAUUGACCAUCGGUCGGCAGCUAAGAAUGUCCAGUGUGUCCAUACGAGUAGGGACAAGGGCUCCAGGCACACAACGACCUGUCAUCAAAAUUGGAAGAUGGGUACCUGUGGAUGGUUUCAGACCGCAGCGGCGGAUCCUCCUAAGGGAUCUCAUGGGCUAUGUCCCUACUUCUACCUCAGUGCCUUUACCAAUGACUUUUUGGCUGUUCCUAAGCCCAUGGGAUGCAUGGCGCGAAAAUUGGCAACCCAUUGGCCUUCUGGAUUCAAGAUGGGCUACAAUGAAUAUAGGAAGUGGAAGGUUCAAGGUGAACUAUUCGCUCUGACCACAAAGGAGUAUCCAUAUACGAGCAAUGCAACAGAGAUGAAUGCCUUGGACUUCUUUCCGAUGCUGGCGUCGGAAUCGGAGCAGACCGAAAUGGACAUUGACUUCUUUGUGGAAACCACCAAAAAGCCAUAAGUGUAGGGGAAUAAGUGAGACUUUCCUGCGCAGCCCUAAGUUAUAAAUCGUUUCAAAUGAGAUUAAAAUGGGUUUUUGAGCGAGACUGCCAAUUAGCCCAUCAGAUAUUUUAUUAAUUUUCGUCGUGGUUUGAGGUUUCAAGGGGUUCAUAAUGUUGAUUUAGAGCGUACUGAAGAAAGCUUUGAAUAAAUGUUUUAAGAUAAAGACCUCUAUUCUGCCAUUAAAGAUAAUGAUACAAUGUAAAAAAAAAUGCAUCCUAAAAGUAAAUCGAGAAAAAUCUCUAAAAUACUUACCAAACAUUUCUUGACUAUUAUUAUUUCUUUAUCUUAAUUCGCAGAAUAGAGGCUAAUAUUUGUUGAAUCAACAAAAGAAA
Phlebotomus papatasi is the source of this 1460-nucleotide messenger RNA. RefSeq lists its product as uncharacterized. The record is from RefSeq and is a predicted model, not a curated record. Bases 227 to 1087 code for a protein of 286 amino acids. Gene Ontology annotation, molecular function: lipase activity. The transcript is spliced from 2 exons. NCBI's taxonomy places the organism in Eukaryota, Metazoa, Arthropoda, Insecta, Diptera, Psychodidae.